Molecule: messenger RNA, 3580 nt
Organism: Neocloeon triangulifer
Lineage: Eukaryota; Metazoa; Arthropoda; Insecta; Ephemeroptera; Baetidae
Gene: sca
Product: protein scabrous
Exons: 7
Coding region: 641-2641 (666 amino acids)
Source: RefSeq, a predicted model, not a curated record
AAAUAAAAGCCCCAUAAAAGGAGCUAGAGAAGUUGAGUUGAGAAGAUUUGCCGUUCAUCACGGAGCACCUGCCGCACUUUAAAAUUCACCGCAAGAGUGUAAUACAAAGUAAAAAUUUUAAAACCAGCCAUCAAAAUUCCAAAUUGCUUCUCCCAAUCAAGUAUCAAUUGCACAAGAAACAGCACCUGCCGCGUCCACUGGGCAGCGACGCAAAAAAGGAGCGGCCGAAAAAUUAAAUUCAUGCGCAAUAAAGUGAGAGAAAAAAGUUGUACACGUGCAGGUGGCCGGCAUAGUAAUAAAUAAAAUAAGAAGCGACGAUUACGCCUAGGUGACCUCCGCACAAACGUUGGUCGUUGGUCCAUCAUCUGCCUCUCGAUGAAGAAAGAAAGAAAGAAGAGGAGGUAGAAGGACAGCACGCGCCAGGCACACGAAUAAUAAUUCUGCUCUCGGCCGGCCAUAAAGCAUCUCUCUCUCUCGGCCAGGCAGGGGAGAGCCUGUCGAAGACCACCUGCCGUUUUUUCUUCAGGUCGGUGGCGGCGGCGCAUGCGUGCGUCGGUGGAGCCGCGAGAGUAUACUUGGCAGGCGAGCGAGCGGCUGCCGGCGCAGUCUGCGAAAGUCGGUGUCACAGUGCGGACGCAAGAUGCUGCGAAUAACAAGUGGCGUGUUUCUGUUCGCGGCGCUGAUCGUCGGCGCCGCGCUCGGAUUGUCGGUGCCUUUCUACAACGACGACGACGAGUUCAGCGGCGCCAGCAGCAACCUGCAGACUGGUCUGCAGGAGCAAAUCAAGGCGCUGCUCGAGCACCGCAAGGCGCUGGACAAGGAGUUGGACACGAUCAAAAUCGCCAACCAGAUCGAACUGACGGCGCUCAGGGAGGAAAUCGAGAAUCUCAGGAAAGAAAUUACAAAUGCUAAGGAUUCGGCCGGCACUCAGCAGCCGAACUCAAACAACCAGCAACGCAACGACCACCUGACGGUGCAGUGGUUGCAGAGCGCUGUGCAGCAGAUCCGCGCUGAAAUCCAGACCGAACUGCUGGCCAGCCACAACGCUAGUGACCUGCACUCACAGUCGGUGACCAGUUUGUCCGGCGAAGUGACCCAGCUGCGGAGCGACGUGGACAGCUGUCGCGCCGAUUUGGAGGCGAUGCGUCGCGACGCCGAACUCAACACGGUGCAGAACCAGCAGAACGUCGAGGAAAUCGGCAACAUCAGAGACAAGGCGCAGAGUUGCGCCGCCAGUUGCGCCAACCUCCGAGUGCAGCUCGAAACUGCUCAGUCGGAAUGGAGCUCCGUUUUGAAAAUGUCUCCAAAGCAACUUCAACCGCAGUCCACCGAAAACAGAGCUGAGAGUGUGGUCGAGCACGCGCCUAAGGACGUGGAGCGUCGGCUGCGGCGGGUGGAGAAGCACUUGAAGACGGCCAUGUGGUCGCACGCCAAGUCUGCGAGUCGCGAGUCCGAGCACAAGGAGUUGCUGGAACGGGUGUCCCAGCUCGAGAGUGGCAGCAGGACCAACGCCCGCAAGUUCUUCAACGUCAGCCGCGACCUGGCAGCCAUCGACAAAGUGCAGAAGAGCAAUGCCCAGUUGAAGGAACAGAUGGCCCUGCUGGAGAGCAGACUGGACACGGCCAUUCCCGAACUGCAGAAGGAGGUCACCAAGAUGGAGUUUGAACUGGCGCAGACCUCGUCCAAUGCGCAGGUGGCCAAGGACAAUCAGGAGGUGCAGAGCAAGAGCUUAAAAAACCUAAUGGAUUUGGUGUCGGGCCUGCAAGACGGCUUGGAUGAAAAUCGCGCUCUCAUCUCGGUGCUUAAACACGGCGCGCUGUCUUCGUCAGCAUCUUCUCUCAUGGACGAGCCAAAUUCGGAGCAGUCCGCGGACAGAUCCGUCAAAAGAGUGGUUCGAGACAUCAGCCGCAUCGAGAAGGAAUUUUGGCAUAUCGUGCAAACACUGCCUAGAGAUUGCGAGGCGGUGUCUGGGCCGAGUGGUCAAUACUUGAUCGCACCCCCGUUGGCCCCGGAGGAACGCGCGCUGGCCGUGGAAAACGCGAUCGAGACGCAGUUCGAGACGCCGAUUUUGGCGUCGUGCGACCAGAAAAGCGGCGCCGGCGGCUGGACUGUGAUUCAGCGCCGCACCGACGGCACUCAGGAGUUCAACCGUGAUUGGGCCGAGUACCGCACAGGCUUCGGUUCACCAGGUGGUGAAUUCUGGCUGGGCAACGCGGCUCUGCGUCGGCUGACGGCGGACAAUUGCUCGUCGCUGCGCGUGGACAUCCACGACAUCUACGGCCAAAACUGGUUCGCCGAGUACACCGAGUUCAGCGUGGGUUCGGAGGCGGACGGCUACCGGCUGUGGGUGAAUGGGUACCAGGGCAACGCGAGCGACGCGUUCGAGUACCAAAACCACAUGCAGUUCAGCACCAUCGACUCGGACAGGGACAUCAGCAACACGCACUGCGCCGCCAACUACGAGGGCGGCUGGUGGUUCUCGCACUGCCAGCACGUCAACCUGAACGGCCGCUACAGCCUCGGCCUGACGUGGUUCGACGGCUCGAGGAACGAGUGGAUCGCCGUCGCCUGGAGCGAGAUGAAGGUGCGACGGAGAGCCGGCUGUGUCGCCAACAAAAACAACCAGCGCCACGAGCGGUAAAGCAGAAUCCCCAAAAUCAAGCUCUCCUCUAGUCACUCACUCAAUUAUAUUUGAUUGAUCCUUGAGUCAUAUCAACUUUGAUUUAUGUUAACCAACCAACCUGUCGCUUUUAAAAAAACUGUCCACGCGCCUCGUUUGCGGCCAAAGAAGGCUGCUACUUUUGCACAAGUUUUUAACUGCAAAUUUUGGUCCUUUGAAACAGACGAGAGUGAUUCCAACCAGCUCUGGAAAUUUAUGAGAUCAACUAAAAUAAAAAAUUUAAUCAGAUGCAAAAUUAUAUCCUUAGAAUUCUCUUAAGUCAAUCCCACUAGCGUUUAAAACUGCAACACACCGACUUUUUCCAAUUUGGCUUGAAUCAUUCUCUUAAUUAAUUUAUCAAUAGGAGUUAACAAAUAAUGAGCUUAUCACCAAGAGUAAAUUUAACAAAAUAUGAAUGUUUAAUCAGCCUUAAAUUGAGUGUUAAACAAAGUUCAGUGUGCGCAAGCGAGAAUGCAAAGUAGCCGAGCUGAAUUGUGUCUUGUAGUCGCAAGUCGAGAGUGCUUCGGGCGAAUCCUCAAUAGGUUUAGCGAGCGUCUCACAAAGCAUUAAUACUAUAUUAUAGAAAGUUGUUGUCUCUGCUCUCUUUCACUCAGCGCAUAUAUAGAGAGUGCAAAUCCACUUGUAGUUUGUACGUUUUUAGCAUUAAUUAUUUAUGACUGAAUGUAAUUUUAAAGUGAAUACAUGUUAGCUUUUACGAUGAUUUCGUUUGAACGAGCCGCCACUCACCACCAUUGCUGCUGUAUUAUUUUUCUAAGUAUUACGUCUCAAUAAAGGACUGAAUGUUGCUACACAUGCUUUGGUGUGAAUUUGAAGAGAAGUUUUUUAACAUAGAUAUUUGUAAAUUGCUAUUAUAUGAUUGGUCAAAAAUGCAAAUAAUUAAAAUAAACUGCGAAAUAUAGA